Xiphias gladius (swordfish) is the source of this 1286-nucleotide messenger RNA. RefSeq lists its product as uncharacterized. Lineage: Eukaryota; Metazoa; Chordata; Actinopteri; Istiophoriformes; Xiphiidae. Bases 1 to 699 code for a protein of 232 amino acids. The transcript is spliced from 3 exons. The record is from RefSeq and is a predicted model, not a curated record.
AUGAAGUUUCUGGAGUUGGGGGAUUCCAUCAGUCGUUUCAGGUUUGCCCAGUCCAGUGUGGGGCUGGCAGGUUGCCUGUGUGUGUGCUACGCAGUCUGGACACCGUUCUGGCUGAAGGAGCGGGGACUCUGGGCAGAGUGGAAUAACACUAUAAGUGACCAGACGAACCGCAAACAUGGCACUGUCUUCAAUGCCUUGGAAGCAGAGAGAGUAUUCGGGAUUCUUUCCUUCCUGAUGGCUGUGUGCACUGGUGCGCUGUGUCUGGUGUUUGCCCUCUGCUGGACAUCUCAGACGGUGCGUUCCUACUCCAACACUCGCUCCCUCCUCAUGGCAGGACAGGCACUCUACCCCACCACCCUGCUGCUACUCACCAUGGCCUCUACAGGUUUCUUCUUCCUCCUCAGCUGGUCUCUUUUCACAUAUCAGCACCGGGCAGAAAUAAGUCAAGACCUCUCCAGCCUCGGCUCUUCCUACUGGCUCGGGGCUUUAGGUUGGGUCCUGCUGCUGGUUGUGGAGAUGAUAGUCUUUGUCACUGAACAAGUUGUUGUGCCAGACAUCAUACCAGACCUAGAGAAGGCUGUGGAGUCAUGGCGGAUUUCCUCUCAGCUUAAGGCCGCUAACGGCUCUUUCAGCGAUGGGUAUCACCCUGGUAAUAGCAAAAGCAACUUGAUUCCAAAGAGGUAUAUGUCAUCACCUUGAGUGGUGUGCAGAUAUACGGACAUUCAGAAUUAUUUUGAAUGUGUAAGUUACACAUUAAUGCACACAGACUCAGUGAGAAAGCUGCUUUACGCAGCUGUACAGCCAAACUGAAUACUGAUUGACUGUGUUUGGAGCUAACUAUUGACUAGAGGAAUUAAGAUUCUCUGAUCCCUGAAAGUCAGUGAGACCAAAUGCUCCAGCUUCCUUCAAGGUUAUCUGUGGUGGUAAUUCUGCAGUUUCUUUUCAGUAUGGACUGAAAUAAAAUAAAACACUGUAAGGAUAGGAGUUGUGUUUGAAAUUCAUAAACGUUUGACCAGAUUUGCCUCUGGGCCAGGAACAAAUCCAGGUUUUUACUUUGAACUUGAACCUUUACCUGAAUAUUUCAGUACUGCAAUUUACUUGCUGGAUGUUAAAAUAGCGCCAUCCUGUGAUGGCACUUUACACUAAAACUCAAUCAAAAAAGAAUUUGUUAUUUUAAAAUAUUUGAUUUUAAUUGUUGAAAUGUGAGACAAGAACUUUAAUAAAUGAUGUAAAGGGACAUCGUGAUGAUUGUGAAAUACUAAGUUCAAAUACACAUUGUCUGUAUC